CUCGCUCUCAGUCUAAGUUGUGGGCAGAAGGGAGAGGAUGCUCCCUCAUGGGACCACCUCACCUGGACUCUCCAAUGCCAAUGCCAACGCCAACACACAGGGCCGUGCACGAGCCUUGGGCGAGCUGUCUGGGUUUCCAGAAAUGUGGAGACCAUGGACUCUUACUGGAAGAGACCCUCAGCCUGAAAAGACUGUGACUGGACCAAACAGACAGGCCUCAAAGGACAUGCAAGGUUUUCAUCACCCAGUGAGGCUGUUCCUGCCCAGAUCUAAAAUCCAGGAGUAUCUAUCCCAUCUGGGACGGAAAGUCCUGGCCAGCUUCCCUGUUCAGGCUACGCUGCACUUCUACAACGAUGACUCCAGCUCUGAGGAAGACGACGACGACGAGUUUUAGCUCCCAUUAAACUGGACCAACCAAAAGAACUACCAGCAUGGAGACU
Pygocentrus nattereri (red-bellied piranha) is the source of this 440-nucleotide messenger RNA. It is a transcript of the gene ripply3, whose product is annotated as ripply transcriptional repressor 3. The coding region runs from base 38 to 394 and encodes 118 amino acids. Gene Ontology annotation, biological process: embryonic pattern specification; negative regulation of transcription by RNA polymerase II. Gene Ontology annotation, cellular component: nucleus. The transcript has 4 exons. Lineage: Eukaryota; Metazoa; Chordata; Actinopteri; Characiformes; Serrasalmidae. The record is from RefSeq and is a predicted model, not a curated record.